UGAAGUUUCUAGCGAGAGUGUUGACUACACCUUAAAAUUUCUUAAGCGACCGAGGGUAGUUUAAUAAAACAAAGACGCAGUUCAAAAAAGCUAAACGAAUCCAUUCAAAAUUAAUUUGGUACCAAAAUAUAGUUAAACUAUCACAAACAUUAAAAUACUUACACAUUGAACAUGAGUUUAAGCAACUGGAAGACAAUAAUGUUCGCGGGCGGCUCGGCCGCUUUGUGCGGAGUGGCUUACAAACUGCUGAAACAGACCAGCCUAGUCAAGAUGUUCGAGAAACAGUGUUCGGACCUCGCCUGCAUCAACGAGUUUCUCUUCUACGGCGCGGGAGACGACGACGCCAGCGAACGCCUCGGUCUCGACAACCUGUUCUGCAUAUUCUACGUGGUCCUCCACGCCAACACUUCAGUCGACGUCUGCAUGCCCAGCCUCAUGAGCGACACCAUCACUAAAUGUCUCUUAGAAGUGCAAAAGAAGGGUUCCGUCACCAUACGAGUGAUCAUUCACAAGAGUAAGAAUCACUCGCAGGUGGUAAGGCUGAAGAAAGCAGGGAUAGAGGUGAAGGCGAUGGAUUCGGAGGAUAAUCCUGCGCAUGAGUUUAUUCUCGUAGACGGCGGGGAAGGGGGGUCGGACGCGGUGGCGCUGGUGGGCUCGCUGGACUACGACGUGGGCCGCGUCAACCGCCACCGAGAUCACACGCUGCUCACGUCGGAGCCCGUGCUGGUCACUGCGCUGAAGAAGGAGUUUGAAAGGAUCUGGGGUUCUGUAGUAAGCGAUGUUGAUGUUGAUGAGGAUACCAGUGAUUGAUAUUAUGUAUGU
Messenger RNA from Plutella xylostella (diamondback moth), 822 nucleotides. RefSeq names its product mitochondrial cardiolipin hydrolase-like. The record is from RefSeq and is a predicted model, not a curated record. Gene Ontology annotation, molecular function: RNA endonuclease activity producing 5'-phosphomonoesters, hydrolytic mechanism. Lineage: Eukaryota; Metazoa; Arthropoda; Insecta; Lepidoptera; Plutellidae.